Messenger RNA from Rosa chinensis, 444 nucleotides. RefSeq lists its product as uncharacterized. NCBI's taxonomy places the organism in Eukaryota, Viridiplantae, Streptophyta, Magnoliopsida, Rosales, Rosaceae. The record is from RefSeq and is a predicted model, not a curated record. The transcript has a single exon. Bases 1 to 444 code for a protein of 147 amino acids.
AUGAAUGCGGCUGGUGAACAGAGAGCAUUGCAGCUGAAUAAGAUGGAGGAAAUUCGUAAUGAGUCUUAUGAUAAUGCAAAAAUUUUCAAGGAGCGCACCAAGAGGUUUCAUGACAAAGUCAUUCGUCAAAAGACAUUUGAACCAAACCAAAAGGUGCUGCUAUAUAACUCUCAACUAAGACUCUUUCCAGGGAAGUUGAAAUCUCGGUGGAUGGGUCCUUUUCUGGUCACAAAGGUGUUUCCCCAUGGAGCAAUCGAAAUUAAGAACUUGAGGAACAACUCUGUCUUCAAAGUGAAUGGUCAAAGUCUCAAACCGUACUUGGAGACAUCUUUUGACACCAAUGAGCAGCAUAUGUUUCCUUCACUGUUCAUCCAAAUUGAUGAGCUUAAACUUGGUCUGGCUGAAGACAUAAAACUUAGCGCUUGUUGGGAGGCAACCCAAUAA